This is a messenger RNA of Fusarium redolens, 2751 nucleotides long. RefSeq lists its product as uncharacterized. Gene Ontology annotation, biological process: endoplasmic reticulum to Golgi vesicle-mediated transport. The transcript has 5 exons. Gene Ontology annotation, cellular component: TRAPPIII protein complex; TRAPPII protein complex; TRAPPI protein complex. NCBI's taxonomy places the organism in Eukaryota, Fungi, Ascomycota, Sordariomycetes, Hypocreales, Nectriaceae. Gene Ontology annotation, molecular function: ATP binding; ATP hydrolysis activity. The record is from RefSeq and is a predicted model, not a curated record. The coding region runs from base 1 to 2751 and encodes 916 amino acids.
AUGGACAUCACGAAGAUGACCAAGAUGGGCUGGCCUCCUUUUCUCCAAGCCAUGAACAGCACUGCCCAACCACUAAACGCUUCUUCACCAUUCCCUGGAAUAAUGGACACUUUUCUUGUAUCCGCAGGCCAAGCAUCGCCUCUACUCCAGCUCUUCCUAUUCGUCUACCGCUUCGUGGGCGCUCAGCUGGGUCUUGACCCAUCUCUCCUCCUCACCCUCCUCGGUUGUCUCUGGGGCUUGUCUAAACUCUUCGAUCAAGUAUAUGCAACGAUCGAUGGCUUCCUUCACACCUAUUUCAGGUGUACCAUAUUCGUUAGCGAGAAUGAUCAGAUCUAUUCUACGCUCAUGCAGUUCCUGUCAGAGCAGCAGGACAUUGCGACUAAUCGUCAUCUUACUGCACAGACUGUUUUUAAGAGUGCUUGGGAUGAGGAGGAGGAUUCAGCAGAUGUUUUGGCCACAAACACGGUCGAAGAUGGUGAAGAUUCGCCCAAGUAUCUCAACUUUGCCAGCGACGCAGCUAGAUGUAACCCACGAUAUGUCCCAGCUAUGGGUACGACAGGGUUCUGGCACAAUAGGACGUACUUUCGAGUCAACCGCAAAAGAGAAUCUCUGCAAAGCACCAACGGUUGGGGAGGGACCAAGGAUGUUGAGGAGCUCAGAGUAUCUUGCUUCGGCAGGUCUAUUGACCCUAUUAAGCAACUUCUAGCGGAUGCCAAAACAGCCUAUUUCCUCGAUACUCGCCACAAGACCACUAUCUAUCGCCCUAGAAUAAAAGAAAGCCGUCGCGAUGCAUGGAGCAUGUGGCAGCAAGUUGCUCGAAGACCCAUCAGACCAAUGAGAACUGUGAUUCUCGAGCAUGAAGAGAAGCACGACGUAUUGCGAGACAUCAAUGAGUAUUUGCACCCCGGAACUCCCAAGUGGUAUGCUUCUCGAGGCAUUCCUCUUCGUCGAGGCUACCUCUUCCACGGACCACCUGGUACCGGCAAGACAAGUUUCUCGUUUGCAUUGGCUGGUGUUUUUGGCAUCGAUAUCUAUGUCAUAAGCCUUCAAGACCCUACUGUCAGCGAAGAGGAUCUGGCCGUCUUGUUCACGAGACUUCCUCGUCGUUGUGUUGUUCUUUUAGAAGACAUCGACACCGCUGGUCUUCGUCGUCCCAACGAUGAAGAAGACGAGGAAGAGAAUGAAGACGGUACUGGAGAAAAGACCGGUGAGGCCAAGGCCAAAAAGACAGAAAAACUGGAAAAGAAAGAAAAGAAGAAAUCCAAAAAGGCAAAAGAAUCCUCCAGCAGCGAUACAGACAGCUCUGAGGAGGACAGAAAGAGACGCAGAAAGCGGAGACGAAACAGAAGAGACAGAGAGAAUACUAGCAACAGGGGUACUAAUAACAUCUUGACUGUGGAAAGUAUUUCACUUUCUGGACUUCUCAACGCCAUCGACGGUGUUGCUUCGCAUGAAGGUCGCAUCCUCAUCAUGACAACCAACAAGCCCGAGUCACUCGACGAGGCUCUCAUACGACCAGGACGAGUCGAUGUUCAGGUUGGGUUCAAGAACGCAACCAGCGCGCAGGCAUCAGAGCUCUUUUACCGAAUGUACGAGAUGUCACGUACAAAGCCGGUUCCCAUGUCCAAGACCAAACCUAUUGCGCCGAAGGCACAGAAUGGCAGUAUUCACAGUCUCGUGGAUAACAAGGGCAAAGAGACGACUCUGUCGAUUGAUGAACUCAAGACGACCUCGCAGGAGUUUGGACAACUUAUCCCAGAGGGUAUGUUCUCGCCUGCGGAGAUUCAGGGAUUCUUGCUCAAGCGCAAGAAGAGUCCUCGAAAGGCGCUUGAGGAUGCUUCUGUUUGGAUUGAGGCUACUGUUAAGCAGAAGGAGCUCAAAUCCAAGCUCGGUCAGCAGCUCAGGUCUCCACAUAUGUCACCUCCCUCUACCUUACCCUCCAGACAAGCCCACGUUUACACGUGCGACAACGAAUCUCCAAGCACGACAACCACGCCAGAUCUCUCCCGCCUACGAGCUUAUACGAACCCCUUCAAAGCAAUUCAGAAGCUGCGAAAUGCUCCAGCGACAGCCUCACAGCCCAUCAUGAGCAACCUCCAACCCCCCAACACCGUGGCGCCAACGCCUACACCAAGCGGCAACAAAGACCCUGGCCUGCGAUAUCCCAGCAAUGGGAAGAAUAUCUACAGUCGCCCGUUGAAUAGGACCAAGACGGCUGAGCUUAGCCAGGCGAGCUUUGCGUAUCUGUUUGGCGAGAUGGUGACGUAUGCGCAGAGAAGGGUCAAGGGCAUUCAGGAGCUUGAACAGCGACUUAAUCUUCAAGGCCACUCCAUCGGUCUAAAACUCCUCGACCUUCUCCUCUUCCGCGAACCAGCGCGUACACAGACUCGACCGCUAGGCAUCAUCGCCCUCCUCCACUUUAUAAAGCAAAAUAUCUGGCAGCACCUCUUCGGCCGUCAAGCAGACCGACUCGAAAAAUCUGCCAACCCCGAAACACCAGAUGAAUACAUGAUCAUCGACAACGAGCCCCUCGUCAACCAAUAUAUCAGCGUGCCCAAAGAAAUGAGCCAGCUUAACUGCGCUGCGUACGUAGCCGGUAUUGUAGAAGGUGUCUGCGACGGCGCUGAUUUCCCAGCGAGAGUUACGGCGCAUACGGUUGCGGAGGGUGAUAUGUGGCCUGGCAAGACGGUCUUCCUUGUUAAGUUCAGACCGGAGGUUUUGGAGAGGGAGGGAUUCUUGGGGAAGAAUUAG